GCGCAUUUAUGAUUGCGUAUAGACCGUUCUGUCAAGAGGCAUUCAGCUUAGCCAGGGCUGUGCAGGGCGUAUAGCGGCCUCUUUGUGGGCUGUCCCGCUCCAGUGUCGCGGGUUUCAGCGAGGGUCCUGCUUGUCCCCUCUAGAGAAUAUUUCUCAGAAGCUCAACAUUGGGCAGUAGUUUUCAAUCCUGAAUCCCGAGCCCGCUUCCAAUUCAAUGUCCUCUCGUUGACCAAGGUGCCGGCGUUGGUCCUGGUGAGCAGCAGCGGGGCCUGUCAAGAUUGCUGAGGGCGGGAGCGUGGAGCAGGCACGCCUGUGCAUCCAGCACGCUGCCGUACAAGUGAAGGGGGACCAAUGAAUAGGUACAAGGUGAUAAGGCAGCUUGGGGAUGGCACCUAUGGCAGCGUGUGGAAGGCCAUCAACCGGGAGACCAAUGCCGUGGUGGCCAUAAAGAAGAUGAAGCGCAAGUUCUACUCCUGGGAGGAGUGCAUGGCCCUGAGGGAGGUGAAGAGCCUGCGCAAGCUGUCCCACCCGUCCAUAGUGAAGCUCAAGGAGGUCAUCCGCGAGAGGGACGAGCUCUUCUUCGUCUUCGAGUACAUGGACUGCAACCUGUACCAGCUGAUGAAGGAGCAGGGCGAGCUGAUGCCAGAGCAGCGGGUGCGCGAGUGGUGCUUCCAGAUCCUGCGCGGCCUGACGCACAUCCACAAGCACGGCUACUUUCACCGCGAUCUCAAGCCAGAGAACCUGCUGGUGCACAAGGACACGGUGAAGAUCGCCGAUUUUGGGCUGGCGCGUGAGAUCCGAUCCCGCCCGCCCUUCACAGACUAUGUCUCCACCAGAUGGUACCGCGCGCCGGAGGUGCUGCUACGAUCCAAGAGCUACGGGCCACCCGUGGACCUCUUUGCGAUGGGCGCUAUCAUUGCAGAGCUCUUCACGCUGCGGCCGCUGUUCCCCGGGGCCUCCGAGGCGGAUGAGCUGUACAAGAUCUGCAGCAUCAUGGGGUCCCCCACAGCCGCCACCUGGCCGGAGGGCCUGGGCCUGGCAGCUUCCAUGGGCUUCCGCUUCCCCCAAUGCCAGCCCGUGCCCCUCGCAGCAAUGGUUCCUCAGGCAUCGCCGGCAGCGCUGGACCUGAUAGCAGUGCUGUGCCACUGGGAUCCAGCCAAGCGGCCCACUGCUGCCCAGGCUCUCCAGCACCCCUUCUUCCAGGUGCACUCCCAUCCCUGA
This is a messenger RNA of Coccomyxa subellipsoidea C-169, 1221 nucleotides long. RefSeq names its product mitogen-activated protein kinase 7. The coding region runs from base 352 to 1221 and encodes 289 amino acids. Gene Ontology annotation, molecular function: ATP binding; protein serine/threonine kinase activity. The record is from RefSeq and is a predicted model, not a curated record. The transcript has 8 exons. NCBI's taxonomy places the organism in Eukaryota, Viridiplantae, Chlorophyta, Trebouxiophyceae, Coccomyxaceae. Gene Ontology annotation, cellular component: nucleus; cytoplasm. Gene Ontology annotation, biological process: protein phosphorylation; intracellular signal transduction.